Messenger RNA from Esox lucius (northern pike), 2637 nucleotides. It is a transcript of the gene uhrf1, whose product is annotated as ubiquitin-like with PHD and ring finger domains 1. Bases 145 to 2505 code for a protein of 786 amino acids. Gene Ontology annotation, biological process: negative regulation of gene expression via chromosomal CpG island methylation. The record is from RefSeq and is a predicted model, not a curated record. NCBI's taxonomy places the organism in Eukaryota, Metazoa, Chordata, Actinopteri, Esociformes, Esocidae. The transcript is spliced from 17 exons. Gene Ontology annotation, molecular function: ubiquitin protein ligase activity; protein binding.
GGUUCUUAUUGAUUCAAUCCCAUAAAACGAAUCUAUACGGAGUAGUUGUGAAUUUUAGUAAGAUAUUGUGUACGGGUAACGUUUGACGGUGUAUUAUACGUCAUUUAAUAAUCUGCAUUUGGAAGAAUAUACAGGGCAGCUGCAAUGUGGAUUCAAGUGCGCACCAUGGAUGGCAAGGAGACCCAUCGGAUUGACUCCCUGUCUAAACUCACCAAGGUGGAUGAGCUGCGCCUCAAGAUCUCUGAGCUUUUCAAGGUUGACCCAGAGAGGCAGAGGCUCUUCUACAGGGGCAAGCAGAUGGAGGAUGGCCACACCAUCUUUGACUACAAUGUGGGUCUGAACGACAUAGUGCAGCUGCUGGUUAGACAGGCCCCGCCCCCUGCCGCUGGCCUCAAAUGCAAGGACAAGGAGGCGGAGCUGUCGGACUCUGACUCCGGCUGUGGCUCGGCGCAGAGUGAGUCGGACAAGAGCUCAACCCACGGGGAGGCCGAGGCACAAGCAGCCGGCUCCUCGGCACAAACCGACACGCCGGACCUGGUGGACCCGGGCUUUGGCUUCUACAAGAUCAACGAGUUUGUUGAUGCCCGAGACUUGAACAUGGGUGCCUGGUUCGAGGCCCAGGUCGUGAACGUUACGAAGACCCCCAAGAUGCCUGUGGAGGAGGGCUCUGAUGGUAAACAGGGCGAAGAGGAAAUCAUCCACUACCACGUCAAAUAUGAAGACUACCCAGAAAAUGGCGUGGUGCAGCUGCAGUCCAAGGAUGUGCGUCCCCGGGCUCGGACCGUUUACCAGUGGCACCAGCUGGAGGCUGGCAUGGUGGUCAUGGUCAACUUCAACCCGGAUGAUCCCAAGGAGCGUGGCUACUGGUACGACGCCGAGAUCCAGAGGAAGAGGGAGACGCGCACCGCCCACGAGAUCCACGCCAAAAUACUCCUCGGGGAGGCUGGUGACUCCCUGAACGACUGUCGUAUUAUGUUCCUGACUGAGAUCUACAAAAUCGAGGAGCCUGGGGUAUUGGACGGAUCUGCAGCGGGGUCUGAUAGUCCACUGAAAAGGUCGAACGGACCGGAGUGCAAACACUGCAAAGACAACCCCAACAAGAACUGCCGCUGGUGCAACUGUCACGUGUGUGGCGUGAAGCAGGACCCGGACAAACAGCUGCUGUGUGACGAGUGUGACAUGGCGUUUCACAUCUACUGCCUUAACCCCCCACUGACCAGCCUCCCAGAUGAUGAUGACUGGUAUUGUCCUGAGUGCCGAACUGAUUCCAGUGAGGUGGUGCUAGCAGGAGAGAAGCUCAAGGACAGCAAGAAGAAGUCCAAGAUGGCGUCUGCCAGCUCAACCAGCCAGAGGGACUGGGGAAAGGGCAUGGCUUGUGUUGGGCGCAGCAAGCAGUGCACCAUCGUUCCCUCCAACCACUACGGCCCAGUCCCCGGGGUUCCUGUUGGAAGUAUUUGGAAGUUUAGGGUCCAGGUGAGUGAGUCUGGUUGCCACAGGCCGCAUGUUGCCGGGAUCCACGGGAGGAGCAACGACGGAGCUUAUUCUCUGGUGCUGGCAGGAGGCUACGAGGACGACCAGGACGAUGGCAACGAGUUCACCUACACCGGUUCUGGAGGACGAGACCUGUCCGGCAACAAGCGGACGGCGGAACAGUCAUGUGACCAGAAGCUCACCAAUAUGAACAGGGCCCUGGCUCUGAACUGCAACGCGGCGGUGAACGAGAAGGACGGUGCCGAGGCCAGAGACUGGAAGGCCGGCAAGCCGGUCAGGGUGGUGCGGAGCUCCAAGGGCCGUAAGCACAGCAAGUUCAGUCCCGAAGACGGAAACCGAUACGACGGCAUCUACAAGGUGGUGAAAUAUUGGCCGGAGAAGGGGAAGUCCGGCUUCCUUGUCUGGAGGUACCUGCUGAAACGUAACGAUGACGAACCGGCGCCGUGGACGCGGGACGGCAAGGAGCGCAUCAAGAAGCUGGGACUCACCAUGCAGUAUCCUGAGGGAUAUCUGGAGGCCCAGGCAGCCAAGGAGAAGGAGAAGGAGAACAAGGAGAAGGAGAACGAGGAGGUGACUGAAACACCCACCAAGGGGAAGCGGAAGAGAAAGUCAAAUGCUGAAGAGAACACUUCACCACUCAAGGGCACCCCCAAGAAGAUGAAGGUGGAGGCUUACAAACUGACCAGAGAACAGAAGGCUUGGAUCAAGGAAGAUGAGCCCAACAGGAAGUUAUGGGAUGAAGCAAUGGAGUCUCUGGCGCUGGGCCCGAAAUUUCUGAACAAAGUAGAGGAAGUCUUCCUGUGUAUAUGCUGCCAAGAGGUAGUCUUCCAGCCUAUCACCACGGAGUGCCAACACAACGUCUGCAGGGAAUGCCUUCAGCGGUCUUUCAAGGCAGAGGUGUACUCUUGCCCGGCAUGCAGGCACGAACUGGGCAAAAACAACCCGAUGACUGUCAACAAACCCCUCCAAGCCAUUCUCAACCAGUUCUUCCCAGGAUACAGUAGUGGACGAUGAUGCCUCCCUCUGCCUGCUUGGCCAGUGGGGUGUGGGGGCUAAAUGAACUAUCAGGGCAAUUAAGCAGUUCAGUACAGGCAAAAAAAUGGGGGAAAAAAAAAAAGAAUAACCUUUCUUAAUAUAUUUUGCAAA